GUUUGCCUCAUUCACGAACGAUCUGUGCGCGCCAAAACUUCCUCCUCACAAUACCUCUCUUUUGCUGCAUAGUUGUAAAUUUUUGUGCGAACAACGGUGUGGAAGUGAUGAGUUAUAGAGAGUGAAAAAGAAAAAAAAGAAGAGUUUCCUUUCCCUCCAAUCAGCCUGUGUGUUUACAUUUACAACAAGAAAUAAGGGAAUAGCAAAAAAAAAUUGCAAGUGAUGUGGAAAUUAAUUGGAAUAUGUGCGACACUCUAUGGAUUACUUCUCUUGGAUAUCACAAUUAAUGCGCAAAUUGAUGGAUAUGAGGAAGGAGUAGACUAUCCUGCAUACGAUUCCGUACCCAAGGAUUUAUCUUUUUCGUGCCAGAACCGAAUACCAGGAUACUACGCGGACAUCGAGGCGAGGUGUCAAGUGUGGCAUUGGUGUGUAAACGGAGGGCAGCACUAUGCCUUCCUCUGCCCCAAUGGAACAGUUUUUAAUCAAGCUUUCCGUGUCUGUGAUUGGUGGACAAGCGUAGAUUGUCCUGCUUCGGAGCAACUUUACACUAAUAAUGAGGAAUUGUACAAGGAUUCAGCUGGAAACUUAAUAUGAUCCGACGAUCCCCAAGACACUGGUGACGGUUCACAGAGGAAAUUGGAACGGCUCCUUGCGCUCCCUCGCACCCAAAGCACAAGGAGUUUACCCACAAAGGCAUUCACCACCAAACCAUCCCGGCAAUCAUCAUCAGGCGGUCUUCGUGAGAGGUCAACGAGUCAGAAGUUACCAUUGAAAUUGCAAAAUAUUAAUAAUUUAUUGGAAAACCAAAUAAUUGUGAGCCAACAAACGUCGGAAAAGCCAUUUCGCGGAAAAAGGAAGUUUCACGUGAAUCAUCAUGAUACGGACGAGCUGAGGUUCUUGGAAAAGUUAAAUUUGCAGAGAAAAUCUGAAUUACUGAAAGAAAAAACAAAUAAAACUAUUUAUGAAGAGAAGGAUGAAAUUUUCGAGGCGGUGGAGUAAUAGAAAGGAAAUUCACUUUUCCUUCAUAUUUAUUCACAAAUUGUAUAUUUUACGCAUUUUUAUUUAAUUUAAAUAAAGAAAAAAAUGCAAGAAAUAUGAUAUUUGAAUGUAAUUUUGAAAUGAAUAUAGAAUUGAGAAAAAUUUA
Molecule: messenger RNA, 1144 nt
Organism: Lutzomyia longipalpis
Lineage: Eukaryota; Metazoa; Arthropoda; Insecta; Diptera; Psychodidae
Product: U-scoloptoxin(01)-Cw1a-like
Exons: 4
Coding region: 223-594 (123 amino acids)
Cellular component (GO): extracellular region
Molecular function (GO): chitin binding
Source: RefSeq, a predicted model, not a curated record